AUGAAUUCGUUCAAGAAAAUCUUCCAAAAAUCCAACGAUGACCAAACGCCCUCGCUUAAGCACUCUAAGUCAAUGCCCUACCUCCUUUCCUCAGAGGGAGGGACGCGCGAGCCUCGUUCUUAUUUUCCCAAACCCGUGUACCGUGGCAAGACCCCCCUUCAAAAAUCUAACAUCGUGUACAUCGAGCAAGCUCCAGGGAUGCUCGAGAUCUAUCACGGCAAGCUGUCGCAAAACACCUGUUACCAUGGGCCGACUCGCACGACCUUUGACAAGCGCGAGGACUUGUUGGCCAAGUUUCCCCAUUCCCCUGAACCAGUUGAGGGGCUCCCUCGCAGCGGUUUCAGAGCGAUUUCUUUGAGCUCUCAGAGCACCAGGCCCCAAGUGCCUGUCCAUAAUUCGAGUACAAGUAGCCAGCAAGCUUACCCCUCCAUUCCUCGCAGAAAGCAGAGGCAUGAGGCCAUCAUUGACCAAGCUUCGGCAGAUGUACUGCAGAUCCCUGAUGACCAUAUUCGCAGUGGCAGACUAGCAGAACGUAUUCGCACCAAGUCGAGCACUACUCGCUCGUGCACCCCUGCACCCCCUGUUCCUACCACCCACUCUCCACGUCCAAAACUCUCGCGCUCUGCGCACAGCUCACGCGUAAACAUUCAUCGCGUUCCAUCCCAUGUUACCAUGCCAGUCCCUGCUGCACCAGACCACGGUCAUCCUCCCCGGCCUCACAGGGACUACCGUGAAUUUUUGGAAGAGCGCGAUCCGAACGUCAUCCGUAGAAUGAUCAAUCAAUACCCUAUAGCGCCUCUUUGCAGCGACCGUACCCCGGAGCACUUGCGCCCGAUUCGUUUUGACAUGGUCGAUCCGCGCUACUUCCGGAAGACAUUUAGGGAGUACGUAGAGAUGGCUGUUGCUCAAGGUCGUCCCCUCGAUGCACGCGUAGGUGGCGCUUACCGCCGCAUCAUUGACACGGUCGACUUGUUAGGUAUCGUUCUGGAGACUGGUAGUGGUCGGUCUCGGCAGGUUGUUCAUCGGUGA
Suillus subalutaceus is the source of this 1029-nucleotide messenger RNA. RefSeq lists its product as uncharacterized. The record is from RefSeq and is a predicted model, not a curated record. Lineage: Eukaryota; Fungi; Basidiomycota; Agaricomycetes; Boletales; Suillaceae. The coding region runs from base 1 to 1029 and encodes 342 amino acids. The transcript has 2 exons.